Microthlaspi erraticum is the source of this 1056-nucleotide messenger RNA. Lineage: Eukaryota; Viridiplantae; Streptophyta; Magnoliopsida; Brassicales; Brassicaceae. The record is from the annotation of a GenBank genome assembly.
AUGGAGAGAGAUUUUCUCGGCCUGGGUUCGAAAAAUUCUCCGAUCACCGUGAAGGAGGAAACCAGCGAAAGCUCCAGAGACUCAGCUCCGAGUAGAGGAAUGAAUUGGUCCUUUUCAAACAAAGUCUCUGCAGCUUCUUCUCAGUUUCUAUCUUUCAGGCCAUCCCAAGAAGACAGACAUAGAAAGGCUGGAAAUUAUCAUCUCCCCCACUCUGGUUCCUUCAUGCCAUCAUCAGUUGCUGAUGGCUAUGAUUCAAACCGCAAAUCUCCUUACAGUUCUGCACAGGGAGUGAGGAUGUUCCCUAAUUCCAAUCAACAGGAAGAAGCUAUGGCAGUUUCCAUAACCAUGCCUGGUCUCCAGUCUCAUUAUGGAGCAGGAGGAAAAAGCUUCAUCAGCAAUAACAUAAACUCACAACCUUUGGUAGGAGUUCCUAUCAUGGCACCUCCAAUUUCAAUCCUUCCUGCUCCAGGUUCCAUUGUAGGGACAACUGAUAUUAGAUCUUCUUCCAAGCCAUCAGGAUCACCUGCUCAGCUGACCAUCUUUUAUGCUGGUUCAGUUUGUGUUUAUGAUGACAUAUCUCCUGAAAAGGCCAAAGCGAUAAUGUUGCUUGCUGGAAACGGUUCCCCAAUGCCACAAGCCUUUUCACCACCUCAAACUCAUCAACAAGUGAUCCAUCAUGCUCGUGCCUCUGUUGAUUCUUCAGCUAUUCCUCCUACCUACAUGCCUACUGUCUCUUAUCUCAGCCCUGAAGCCGGAAGUAGCACAAAUGGACUCGGAGCUGCAAUGGCAACAAGAGGAUUUGCAUCAACGUACCACAACAACCAAACUCAUGCAUCCAAUAUCAACGGUUCAAUGGCAGUUUCUUGCUCUGCCAAUGUUAUAACUCAAACAGUGGCUUUACCUCAGUCUCGCAAAGCAUCUCUGGCUAGGUUCUUAGAGAAACGCAAAGAAAGGGUUACAAGCGUAUCGCCAUAUUGCUUGGACAAGAAGUCAUCAACAGAUUGUCGGACACCAAUGUCUGAAUGCAUAAGUUCUUCUCUCAGCUCUGCAACCUAA